Messenger RNA from Miscanthus lutarioriparius, 519 nucleotides. The record is from the annotation of a GenBank genome assembly. NCBI's taxonomy places the organism in Eukaryota, Viridiplantae, Streptophyta, Magnoliopsida, Poales, Poaceae.
AUGACUGCUGCCCAGCGGAUGAUGGCCAAGAUGGGGUGGAAGGAAGGUCAGGGGCUUGGCAAGCAAGAGCAGGGGAUCACCGCGCCUCUGGUGGCCAAGAAGACUGAUAGGAGGGGAGGAGUUAUUGUUGAUGAGAGCAGUUCCAGGCCUCCAGAAAAGAAGCCGAGAUCUGUCAACUUUGAUGGGCAACCGACACGAGUUUUGCUGCUCCGCAACAUGGUUGGUCCUGGUGAGGUUGACGACGAGCUGGAAGAUGAGGUGGCAUCGGAGUGUGCCAAGUAUGGGACGGUGUCUCGGGUGCUGAUAUUUGAGAUCACACAGGCAGACUUCCCAGUUGAUGAGGCUGUAAGGAUAUUCAUACAGUUUGAGCGGGCAGAAGAAGCAACAAAGGCAAUGGUUGAUCUGCAAGGGCGGUUCUUUGGCGGGCGUGUGGUGCAGGCAACCUUCUUUGACGAGGAAAGGUUUGGGAGAAACGAACUUGCUCCGAUGCCAGGGGAAGUACCAGGUUUUUUCGACUAA